Molecule: messenger RNA, 1097 nt
Organism: Pollicipes pollicipes
Lineage: Eukaryota; Metazoa; Arthropoda; Thecostraca; Pollicipedomorpha; Pollicipedidae
Exons: 4
Coding region: 118-537 (139 amino acids)
Source: RefSeq, a predicted model, not a curated record
CCCGGACAGGUCUCUCCAGUGAGCCCCGCAGCCAGGAGCCGGUCGCCUCCAGCCAACAUCGGCAGCAGGAGAGACGAGUGGCGAGCGCGCGGCAGCAGGAACAACAGCGGCGGCGCGAUGAUCGCGGUCCUGGCGUUGGCGAUUGCAGCAGUGGCUACCCAAGCCUCGGCCCUGCCUUUCGGCGACCGUCCACCCGCGUUUCACGUUGAUAAUAUGGUGCGAAACGGCCUGUUCGCCCGGAUGGUGCCGCUGAACCCGUUCCACGCCGACGACGCCGAGGUGCGAGAGUGGAUGAACGCCGUCGGCCCCAUCACUCACGGUCCUGUCCACCUGCGGGAGCGUCCCGGCCCGUCCAUCUACGACGACUACCACCCGCCCGACAACGUCCAGGCGGCGGCGUCGCGCACGCUCUGGUUCGAGGAGUUCCCCCACAAGCGGGCCGUGCUGAACUGGCAGCAGAAGAGGGCCAACCAGGGCCUGCCGCUCUACAAACUCGUCUCCCAGCGGCCCGGCUUCCCUUUCUACGCCGGCAAUUGAACACCGACAGCCGUCCGUCUGAAGAGGACAGACCAGUGACCGUCCUGCUGCCACCGAAAGCUGACGCUGUGAUCCAUCUUUUUUCGUCCCGGGCGUGAGGUGCCCUCGCUCUGGCGUCGUGAGCACGGCCCGUCACUGACCGCUUACCGUCCAGUGAUCGGCCAGUGACCGUCAAGUGACCGCCCAAUGACCGUCCAAUUACCAAUGAACGUGAGUGUAGCCCGCUUUGAUUGCCACGGUUCGCGCGAAGCCAAGCGACGGUGCAAACAUUUCGCUGCAACGGCAGCCAUGUUGGUUUGCGGCGCUCUGCGGCGUUUUCGUCGCCCGCCGAGUUUGACCGGCCCGAUGUGACAGCCCCUGUGUCACCCCUCCCACCAUGAGCGGGAUGUGAGUGGCGCGAGUGCACCCGUGGAAGGACACGUGUUUUAAUGUUACGUGGCGGGAGCUUUAAUACCGACGCGGGAAUCAUGUUCAGACAAAUCUGGUGCUGUGGGGUGUUCCCAUGGCAGCAUUGGAGAGAGUGUGAUCAUUGCCGAGCGAAAUAAACCGUCGGUGUUUUA